AUGCACUUCCUCUCCAUCUUCUUGACUCUCCUCCCUCUGGCCUACACCAGCCCCAUCCCCUCCCGCUGCCUCGAACUCCAGCAGCUUGACCAGACCCUCACUACCCUCGCCGACAUCGACCGAACCAACAUGACCGAGCAUGAAGUGAAGAAGCUCGGCGAGCUCUUGGUCGCUCAGCCUGCGAUACACAGGGAGCUGGAGAAGUGCUUCAACGGCAACCGCCGUCGGGACUUUGAGGACAUUCUUAGUGGCUUGGGGGAAUCAGUGCAUGACAUGUUGGUCGACGUCAACGUCGACCAAACUAAUUUCAUUGGCAACUAUGGGGACUACAACCGCGAGGACAAUGGCGACGAUUCUGGGGACAACCUCAACGACAGCACUAGCUAG
This is a messenger RNA of Aspergillus chevalieri, 387 nucleotides long. RefSeq lists its product as uncharacterized. Lineage: Eukaryota; Fungi; Ascomycota; Eurotiomycetes; Eurotiales; Aspergillaceae. The record is from RefSeq and is a predicted model, not a curated record. The coding region runs from base 1 to 387 and encodes 128 amino acids. The transcript is spliced from 3 exons.